Dichomitus squalens LYAD-421 SS1 is the source of this 1599-nucleotide messenger RNA. Its product is annotated as alpha/beta-hydrolase. Bases 1 to 1599 code for a protein of 532 amino acids. Lineage: Eukaryota; Fungi; Basidiomycota; Agaricomycetes; Polyporales; Polyporaceae. The record is from RefSeq and is a predicted model, not a curated record. The transcript has 5 exons.
AUGCCUCCCUACAACUGGAAGACCGAGCUCUGCAAGCUGUCUCCGAAGAUCUCAAAGGCCCUUUGUCCCCGCCAAAGUACCGGGGGUACGAACUCUGUGAACACGCCUAUUGGCACUGCGCAGGGAACUUCGGACAACGCGGGUGCAACACGGUUCGCUGUUAAAUACGCGUCUGCCUCGCGUUGGCAGCCUUCCACGGUGUCUACUACAUGGGAGCUCCCAAACGGCUCUUCCGAUGUCACGGCGCUACCUGUGCCGUGCGUGCAGAGCGAUGACAACGGUAACACGAUCGGCACUGAGGACUGCUUGUCUAUGAUCCUCUACGUCCCGGCUUCGCUACCCGCGAACGCGCCGACGUUCACGUGGAUCCAUGGGGGCUCGUUCGUCUCAGGCUCGGCAACUGGCCCUGGUUUAGAUGGUUCGAAGCUUGCUGCUGCCACCCAAUCCAUCGUCGCAGUCAUCCAGUACCGUCUCGGUGCUCUCGGGUUCCUGCAGCCGAACGGCGGAUACAACCUCGCGGUGAAGGACGUCAUGAACGCUCUUGCAUUCUUGCAGGUAGUAGUCCCAAGCUUCGGCGGCUCCUCGUCGAAGAUCACUAUCGCGGGGCAGAGUGCCGGUGCCAACAUGGUCAGGGCGCUCCUUGCUGUGCCGUCGGCGUCCAUGCUAUUCCAAUCAGCGGCUCUGCACUCCGAUCCCAUGGACUUUGGCUUCCUUUCUCCCAAUGUUCACCAAGAAGUACUCGGUAACUUCACGCAGAGUCUCAACUGCAGUACCACCGAUACAUCUUGUCUGAACUCGCUGUCUUUGGACGCCAUUAUGUCCGCUCAGAAUGACCUACUUGACGCCGCGGCGAACAACGAGCUUGAUCCUGCCGCUGGUGCAUCGGAACCGAUUCGGCCCGUCCGCGACGGUCAACUGAUCACGAAUCCGCUCGACCUGACCGCCAGCUUCCCUCAGCAGUCGAAGCCGAUCAUCGUCUCCACCGUUCGCAAUGAGGCAGGGCCGACCAUCUACGGCGGCUUCCCCGACUCCGUCGACACCUCGCUGUACGAGCAACUUGUGCAAUUCACAUUCGGUAGCCCGCGGACAUCGCGCAUCCUCAAUACUGCCGUUUACGCCGUUUCUCCGGCCGUCAAUGGCGUUGACCCCGACCAGCGCCCGCAGCUCGAGGAGCUCGGUACUGACCAGAUAUGGCGCUGCGCAACUUGGACGUUCGCGCGUAAUUGGGUCGGCGCCGGCGGGAAGGCAUAUGUCGGGGAGUAUCUGGUCGGCGCGACUUACCCCGGUAACGACGAGGUUCCCUUCUGCACCGCCGGCGGCUCUGUCUGCCACCAGGAUGAUAUCGAGAUUCUAUUUGGGACUGUCCAAAACCCGACGUCCGCACAAUCUGCACUCGUUACCGAGAUACAGGCGCGCUACAACAGCUUCCUUCACACCGGGUCCCCCAAUGCCAACGGCUUUGCGACCUGGAGCGUUGCCGGUACCGACAACGUCAAUGCCAUCAACCUAGGCGCGUCGGGCCUGGCGACUGUCGGCGCGUGCAACACCAGCUACUGGGGCAACUUCGUCCAGUAUGACUACCAGGUCUUCAACCUCUGA